This is a messenger RNA of Hermetia illucens (black soldier fly), 1428 nucleotides long. RefSeq lists its product as uncharacterized. Gene Ontology annotation, molecular function: galactoside binding; carbohydrate binding. The coding region runs from base 63 to 1073 and encodes 336 amino acids. Lineage: Eukaryota; Metazoa; Arthropoda; Insecta; Diptera; Stratiomyidae. The record is from RefSeq and is a predicted model, not a curated record. The transcript has 6 exons.
AAUUCCUUGUUUCUUCUUGCGACCGAACUUAACUUCAGUAUGUCGACAUUAUUGUUGGCGAAAUGAACAUUUGGAAAGGGAAGGUUUUGUCCGAAGUGCCAUUUGGGCAUGUCCUGAUAGUCAAAGGAAAAAUUAAGCCAAAUCCCAAUAAGAUAUGUUUGGAUUUGGCUGAGACUAGUACAGAGAAGGAUUCAUCUGGUGUGGUUUUACUGAAAAUUGAAGCGAAUUUUCGUGAGAAUCAGAUUAUACGCAGCAUGUAUCAUCCAGGAAAGGGGUGGUCACAAGAAGAGAUUUCAAAAAAUUGGAAAAAAGAGACUCCGAAAAAUCCUCUAGUGCCUGGACAAUCAUUCAUCUUUCGCAUAGCUGUUCUGCAAAAGUGUUUUGAGAUUUACGUGAACGAUCAACUGUACGGGACAUUUGAACAUUUAGAAUGCCCCAAUAAAAUCAAAUACGUAAUUGCCACUGGUGAUUUCGAGAAGAUCACGCAGUUCCAUCACAGAUGUUUGUUUCCGCUCAUAUUUCCCAAAUCUGAUCUGAUGCAAAAGGAGAAAGAAGUCUUUCAAAGUGAUGUACCGAAAAAAUAUGAAAUGGGAACGAUUGUUGUUUUAGAAGGCAUAUGCCGCGGCCCUCAGAAUUCAGAAUUUUCAAUUAAUUUCCUCUGCAAUGAAACAUCCAAGAUUUUCCUGAAAUUUCUUGUCCAAUUUGAGAGAAAAACUGUAAUAAGGACUUCCCAGCGUGAGCAGUACAAGGUCUGUCCACUUUGCCCGGAAAAGUUAAGGAUAUUACCAACUACUAACGCUUUAAUGUUCAACGUGGAAGAUGAAGAAACCUGUGGCGAGUUUCCGUUCAAGCGGGGAAAGGCAUUCAGAAUUGCAUUCGGAUGGGGUGAAAAGGCUGUUAUGAUUGCUGUGAAUGGACGUUUCUUCACCUAUUUUAACUUUCCUUUUACACCUUUCGCGAUCUCUACAAUUAAGUGUUGUACAAACGAGGUUGCUGACUUCGCGGUAAAUGGAUUGGAAUAUCAUUCAGACACCUCGCUGCUAACACGGGUCGAACAGCUAUCAAUGUUCUAAUAACUCGCAUGAAAAUGCUUAACUCUAACUGCCGUAUUAUAUGUGCUAGAUCGUAGUAUAUACUUUUACUGAUUGUUAUUGUUAUUAUUAGGUUGUAAUCGACACAAUAAACCUAUUUAAUCAACUAAGAUGUAGUAAAUGUUCAACAAGCUAUACCUGUUUGACAUUUUUUUAUGGGCUUAAAAUACACUAAAACAUCUUUAAAUUCAUAACUAAUAACGCUUAUGUAUAAAAACAUCUUAAAAAUAUUUUCAAAAUUAGUUUUUCUUGAAGCUUUGUACUUCAUAAAAAAAGUGUUUUAUCCUUUUAUGCGGAGGACCUUCGAAAAAUCUUCUGUUGUUUAUAGAAUCCUGCA